Messenger RNA from Pneumocystis jirovecii RU7, 465 nucleotides. RefSeq lists its product as uncharacterized. The transcript is spliced from 4 exons. Gene Ontology annotation, cellular component: Vma12-Vma22 assembly complex; extrinsic component of endoplasmic reticulum membrane. Lineage: Eukaryota; Fungi; Ascomycota; Pneumocystomycetes; Pneumocystales; Pneumocystaceae. The coding region runs from base 1 to 465 and encodes 154 amino acids. The record is from RefSeq and is a predicted model, not a curated record. Gene Ontology annotation, biological process: vacuolar proton-transporting V-type ATPase complex assembly.
AUGAACUGCAAAAAAAAUAUUGAAUAUUUAGAUAAUACAUUAAUUCAGUAUUUUUCUUUUAUAGAUGACUAUAUUUCUGCUGUUUCUCGUCUUUCUUCUGCUUUAAAACAGGGUUAUUUUUCUAUAGCAAGAGCUAAUUAUCUUGAUCUUUAUGUACGUGGUCGUUUUGCAUUAUUGCAUGGAUAUAACAGGCCUAUGAAUGCUCUUUAUUAUGUUGACUUAAACUCUGAGUUUAAGUUGAUACGCAAUGAUUUAGUUUCUGUAUCUACAACAAAAGGAAAAGUAUCAGAAAAAGUUUUUAAAGAUCCAUUAGAUUGGUUUGGUAUUUUAGUACCAAAUGAACUACGAGAAGUACAGAAACAUUUUCAGGACGGGCUAAAAGAAGUGGCACAUAUGGCUCAUUUACGAGUAGUACUAAAUAAAUUAGAAAAGGAUAUCAUUUUAUAUAGAAAAGAAAUUCUAUAG